Rattus norvegicus (Norway rat) is the source of this 4647-nucleotide messenger RNA. NCBI's taxonomy places the organism in Eukaryota, Metazoa, Chordata, Mammalia, Rodentia, Muridae. The record is from RefSeq and is a predicted model, not a curated record.
GGCCGUGGCGUGCUGGUGGUGGAGUGUGUCUGUCUUUGGGGAGGGUGGAGUUUGGUCAGAAGUGCUUUGCGCGUCCACGGAGUUGAUGAAUUUUGGGACUGUGAAGACAGACUGAAGUGAUGCUGGUCAUAGUUGGGAUGCAGGAGAUGUCCCUCUGAGCUCCCCUUUCUGUUAUGUAUAGGGCUGCUCACCAGGGACUGGGUUCUAGUGCCAUUUCUAAUGGCUUCUCACAUUUAACUUGCUGAAGGGCGUCUGCAUUUUUAAUUCUGUCAUCAGAUAGAGGUAGUUGAAUUUUCUUUGUUAUGUGUGAGGAAAGGUCACGGUGUGUUAGUGUUUGUAUCAGAUAAAGAAAGACAGGAAAAGAUAAAAUAAUUUUCCUACCCAGUGAAGUUGUAUAUGCUUUUGUUAAAUUUAUAGUAGAACAGAGUUUCUUGAGAAACACAAUUGUUUCAGAAAGACAGUUUAAAAAUUUCCAAUGAUAAUACAAGUAAAUUUGUUAUUUAGAUAAAACAGAAGCUGUAACGUUAGACAGUCUUGUUAUUUUUAAAACAAAGAUGACAUUUUGUUUUCUCAUGGUCUGUGAUUUUUGUGCUUAAAUAUUUUACUUGCCAGGUUUAUUUUAUUAAAACUUUGCCUUGCAUAGCCAGUUCUGAGAUAUACAGUCUGAGGUUCGUUGUUUAUGGCAUCUUGUGCUGUUUAAUCUCUUCCAGAAAAUACAAGGCAUUCCAUUCCGCCUCCCUGCUUAUAAGUGGGAAGGGACUCUGUUGUAGGACUAGACUAUCUAUACCAUGUUAUCCAGAAGUAGUCAGGCUCCUGUUGAAGAUGCCGACCUUACUGGCUUCUUUCUCUCAGCAGGCUCUUCUCCCAUGUCCAUAUCUAGGUGAUGCUCUUCUCUGUAGAAAAUGGAUCAUGGCCAGUGGUUGAUACCUGUGGUUGACCAUGCACUGGCAGCAAGUCUCUAGGACAGCUUGGUUGAUUGAUAAAGCCUCGCUUGGCCCACUUGUUGGGCGAGCAGUUCUUCAGCACUGAUGGCUGCAUGUGGCAGGGAAGCCAGUCCACCACAGACCCUAACUGAUUGGUCGUUUUUGUUCUUAUAUUAGUAGUCAGUGUUAGCUUGUUGUUGGCUGGUUGCUGGGGUUGAGUAUUCUAAGAUCAGUUGCCUUUUGCCUCAUGCUUGCAAGAUGGUUUUCACAUCACACCUGGUUUUUGGGAAGGGUGAAAAAGAAGGAAGAAGGAAGGUUGGUCUGUAUCAGAAGCAUUCUUAAGACUUUUGUGUAAGUGUAGAUCUAGUAGGCUACAGUUUUUACAUGGUUUCCUUCCACUGAUAAGUAGGUGUAAGCAGAUGAUCACUUGUGGUUCAGCUCUUGGGUGGCAAGGAGUAAAAGAGUAUACUGGCUUCUGAUCUUUCAGUAAGUAACUGUAGAGGGAAACAUCUCGUGUCUGUCCAGCCACUAGCUAUUCAGCGGGCCACUGGACUGUUGACUAGAGCCAGGCCCUUCACUGGGUUUAGGGGACCAGAGGGAUGCAGAGACAUUUUUCUAACUAGAAAGUCCAGUCUAAUAUGACUAGAAGGCAGAACAAAAGCGGCCGUGAAACUGAGUGCUGAUUCUUUAGUAGAAGCGUUCUCGGUGUUAGCUUUCUGUCCCUGUAACCAAAUAGUUUCGGUGUUAGAGUCGAGGGAAGGUUUACCUUAGCCAGUUCCUGAGGCUUCAGUGCAGAGUCGGCUCCACUGACCUCUGCGGUGAGGAGUUCAUGAAGGUCUGUCAGCUGCCCAGCGGAAGUUUGCUCACUCUCUCAGAGACUUCAAGUUUGAGUUUAUCGGGGAUGCUGAGACUGAUGAUGAACGGUGCAUAGAUGCCUCCUUACGGGAAUUUUCUAACUUUCUGAAGAAUCUGGAAGAACAGAGAGAAAUCAUGGCAUUAAGUGUGACUGAAACCCUGAUUAAGCCCUUGGAGAAAUUCAGAAAAGAGCAACUUGGAGCUGUAAAGGAAGAAAAAAAGAAGUUUGACAAAGAGACGGAAAGGAAUUACAGUCUAAUCGAUAAGCACUUGACCCUGUCUGCCAGGAAGAAGGACACGCACUUGCAGGAGGCUGACCUCCAAGUGGAACAGAACCGGCAGCAUUUCUACGAGCUCUCUCUUGAAUACGUGUGUAAGCUCCAGGAAAUCCAGGAAAGGAAGAAGUUCGAGUUCGUGGAGCCGAUGCUGUCCUUUUUUCAGGGAAUGUUCACUUUCUAUCAUCAAGGUCACGAGCUUUCCAAAGACUUCAACCACUACAAGACAGAACUACAGAUCAACAUUCAGAAUACACGGAAUCGAUUUGAGGGAACCAGGUCGGAAGUGGAGGAACUUAUGAAUAAAAUUAGACAAAACCCCAAGGACCAGAAGCGAGCCAGCCAGUUCACAGCAGAAGGGUACCUGUACGUCCAGGAAAAAAGACCUGCUCCAUUUGGGUCCAGUUGGGUCAAACACUACUGCAUGUACCGGAAAACAGCCAAGAAAUUCAACAUGAUUCCCUUUGAGCACAGAUCUGGGGGGAAACUGGGGGAUGGAGAGGCGUUCUUUUUGAAAGAAUGCACCAAAAGGCAUAUUGACUCCACUGACAGAAGGUUUUGCUUUGACAUCGAAGCCGCCGACAGGCCUGGCGUCCCCUUGACCGUGCAGGCGUUUUCAGAAGAGGAAAGGAAGCAGUGGUUGGAAGCUCUGGGUGGAAAAGAAGCUUUGUUCCACACUUUUAAUAGAGCCAUCGUCCCAAGACCAGAAGGAGGUGCACAGUUGGAUAAGAUGGGAUUCACAAUUCUCAGAAAGUGCAUCAGUGCUGUUGAGACACGAGGUAUAAAUGACCAAGGACUGUACAGAGUUGUGGGGGUGAGUUCAAAGGUCCAGAGACUUCUGAGUAUGUUGAUGGAUGUAAAAACGUGCAAUGAGCUGGACCUGGAGAAUUCCACAGAUUGGGAGGUGAAGACAGUAACAAGUGCCUUGAAGCAGUAUCUGAGGAGUCUUCCAGAGCCUCUCAUGACCUAUGAGUUACAUAGAGACUUCAUUGUUCCGGCCAAAAGUGGCAGCCCAGAAUCCCGUGUCAGUGCCAUCCACUUCUUGGUACACAAACUGCCAGAGAAGAAUAAGGAGAUGCUGGAUAUCUUGGUGAAGCACCUAACCAAUGUGUCAAGUCACUCGAAGCAGAAUCUAAUGACAGUGGCGAAUUUAGGAGUGGUAUUUGGACCCACUCUGAUGAGACCACAGGAAGAGACUGUUGCGGCCAUUAUGGACUUGAAGUUUCAAAAUAUCGUCGUAGAAAUCUUAAUCGAAAACCACGAAAAGAUUUUUCGGACCUCGCCUGAUACCACAUUUGCUGAGCCCACAUGCCUGUCAGCGUCACCCCCAAACGCUCCACCACGACAGUCCAAGAGACAAGGGCAGAGGACGAAGAGACCAGUGGCUGUGUACAACCUUUGUCUUGAACUGGAGGAGGGUGAUAGUCCCAGCCCUCUCAAGGAGGAUCCCCCCAGCAGCAGUCAGGAUUCACUGUCCACUCCGUCUCCUACAACUUCAGCUGCCCAUGGGCCUCCGGGACCAGACGGAAACCACCUUGCAGCAGACAGAGGGAACUGUGGAGACGCCACUGCCACUACGCCAAGCCAGACCCGGCCAUCCAUGGUGCAGUGGCUGAAUAUGCAGUCUCCCACCACACCAAGCUCCAACCCAGCUGGGACACCUCCUUCACCCAGGAUGUCACCAUUCCCCCUCUCUCCUGCUGCCUCCAUUGUAGACAAGCUGCCUGAAUGUAGAAGCUGGGUCUUGCAUGCCUCUCAGUGGGGCAGAAAGUUCUGUAUAAAGAAGACUACAGAAGGCAUGGCAGCUGCUUCCGGAGUGCUGUGGGUACACAGGCAUCAUAGCCUUAUCAACCGCAAGGCCCGUGCAGUGUACCCGUGUGAGGCAGAGCAUAGCUCGGAAUUGUCAUUUGAAAUAGGAGCCAUUUUUGAGGAUGUUCAGACCUCAAGGGAACCCGGAUGGCUGGAAGGGACCCUGAACGGCAAGCGAGGGCUGAUUCCACAGAAUUACGUCAAGCUACUGUAGUCCCUGGCCAUGGGGGCUCCUGCUGAUCCUAGCACCCCAAGCACCAGCCUGGAAAUGGCACCCAAAUGCCACGUUUACGCUUAGGAUCUUCGGUCACCACAGGCACUCCAGGGCUAGGGAGGGGAUGGAACUUGCCACCUAGGACGAUGCAGAUGUGGGUGUAAGCAGAGCGUGGCCCUCGUUGGUGGAGAGGAUGCUCACCUAACAGGCACUGGGGAUUGUGAUCUUUAAUUCUCCAGCCCGUGGGACAGAGAGGGCAGUCCUCAUUGGCGACCUCGCUGUCCACACACCUGCUGUUGGGUUUUCAGGGGGGGCUGUGCUAUUUUCAAAUGUCCGGAGCACAUGUGACCUUGUGGGUGCCGGGGGCUUGGUCCCAACCUGGAGGGAAGCAGAGAGAAGCUCUUCCAAGCCUGUGCCUUCCUGCCUGCCUCUCCUGGCCCCCAGGGCCUGCUCACUGGCAGCUGCAUGUGCUUCAACAGCCUUUUCCAGGUGCUCACCGGAGUGCUGUUUGCCCUAUGUCACCUCACUGCCACAAGGCCCCUCUGUACAUGAAAUAAAAUGUAAUUUACUA